Messenger RNA from Colossoma macropomum (tambaqui), 4388 nucleotides. RefSeq names its product solute carrier family 6 member 13 (gene slc6a13). Gene Ontology annotation, biological process: sodium ion transmembrane transport. The coding region runs from base 204 to 2063 and encodes 619 amino acids. The record is from RefSeq and is a predicted model, not a curated record. The transcript is spliced from 15 exons. Lineage: Eukaryota; Metazoa; Chordata; Actinopteri; Characiformes; Serrasalmidae. Gene Ontology annotation, cellular component: membrane.
UCUCAGAGGCUGCACAGGCCUCCAGUGUGCUGUUUCAUGAAUGAGGGAGACAGAAAUUGGGGGGAGGAGCUGAUAAUGCUUCAUUGAGGGCUGAGUGGUGAGCCUUAGCAGGAUCCCUCCUGUGCCUUCAAUCACAUUAAAUAGUCAAACCUUGAAAUUUAUUGGUCACAUCUCUGAGCUGAGGACUGCACUGCAGAAUCCAAAUGACAGGAGAAAAGGACAUCAGGUGUAAAAUGGACCCUUCUAACGGUUUGAAUCGGUCACUGGAUAUUGUGCCCACCACUGAAGAGAAGAUGAAGGACAGAGGCCAGUGGAGCAACAAGCUGGAGUUUGUGCUGUCUGUAGCUGGAGAGAUUAUCGGACUGGGCAACGUGUGGCGCUUCCCUUACCUCUGUUAUAAAAAUGGAGGCGGUGCUUUCUUCAUCCCUUACCUGAUCUUUCUCGCCACGUGUGGAAUUCCUGUGUUCUUCCUGGAGACGGCAUUGGGUCAAUACACCAGUGAAGGAGGGAUCACCUGCUGGAGGAAAAUCAGCCCACUGUUUGAAGGUGUGGGAUAUGCCACCCAAGUCAUAGUGGCCUUGCUGAAUGUCUAUUACAUUAUAGUUCUGGCAUGGGGGAUCUUUUACCUGACCUUCUCCUUCUCCUCGAGCCUGCCAUGGGCCUCCUGCAACAACACUUGGAACACAGAUUCUUGCAUGGAAUUUCAGCGGAGGAACGAAUCUAUUGACCAAAGUCAUAUGGAGAACGCCACCUCCCCAGUCAUUGAAUUUUGGGAGAGGAGGGUCCUGCGGAUCUCCUCUGGGAUAGAUGAGAUUGGUGAGCUACACUGGGACAUGGCUCUCUGUCUGCUUCUCGCCUGGAUCCUCUGCUACUUCUGCAUCUGGAAAGGUGUCAAGUCCACUGGCAAGGUUGUGUAUUUCACGGCAACCUUCCCCUACGUGAUGCUGAUGAUUCUGCUAAUCAGAGGGAUCACUCUGCCAGGGGCUUCUCGAGGGAUUCAGUUCUAUCUCUAUCCUGACCUGGGACGCCUGGCAGACCCACAGGUAUGGAUGGAUGCAGGAACCCAAAUCUUCUUCUCCUAUGCUAUCUGUCUGGGGUGUCUCACAGCACUGGGCAGCUAUAAUAAAUACAACAACAACUGUUACAAAGAUUGCUUGGCUUUGUGCUUUCUGAACAGUGGCACAAGUUUUGUAGCAGGAUUUGCUAUUUUCUCUAUCCUGGGCUUCAUGUCUUUUGAGCAGAACGUACCGAUUUCAGAGGUUGCGGAGUCAGGUCCUGGACUGGCCUUCAUUGCUUAUCCACGUGCUGUGUCUAUGAUGCCUUUCUCUCCUGUCUGGGCCUGUUUCUUCUUCAUUAUGAUUGUUUUGCUUGGCCUGGACAGUCAGUUUGUUUGUGUGGAGAGUCUGGUGACGGCAGUGGUUGACAUGUAUCCAUCAACGUUCCGUCGUAAAAACCGCAGAGAACUCCUCAUCCUCGCUGUGGCUAUCGUCUCUUUUCUCUUGGGCCUAAUAAUGCUGACAGAGGGUGGAAUGUAUGUCUUUCAGCUUUUUGAUUACUAUGCAGCCAGUGGGAUGUGCCUCCUGUUUGUUGCCAUUUUUGAGACUAUUUGCAUUGCCUGGAUUUAUGGUGCUGACCGUUUCUAUGACAACAUCGAAGACAUGAUUGGCUAUCGACCUGGACCUUACAUUAAGUGUUGCUGGCUGUUCCUGACCCCGGCCACCUGUUUUGGCACCUUUGCCUUCUCUCUAAUCAAGUACACCCCUCUGAAGUACAACAAUGAAUAUGUGUAUCCAUGGUGGGGCUAUGCGCUGGGCUGGCUGCUGGCUUUGUCCUCCAUGGUCUGUAUUCCUCUGUGGAUCAUCUAUAAGAUAGGCACUGCCAAAGGAACUCUCAGAGAGAGAUUCCACAAACUGUCCACUCCCUCCCCCGACCUGCCUAAAACUAGACGUGAGCAGGAGAAGCUGCAGGCCAUCUUUUCUGCAGACGGGGACAGUCUUCACCAGAGAGGAGCUCCCACCAAGGAUGGAUACUUUCCAGUCAAUGAGAAGGAAUCUCACUGCUGAAUCCUCUAUGGGCCAUGAUGGACCACCUUACGUUUCUGUAAAGGUGGUGCUUGGAAACCUGAUACCUCACACUGUCAACAGCAGCCAAAUAGCACCAAAACAGAGGAAAUGGGGGCCACCCUUCAGCUUCCUUUGAGUCUAAGAAAAGACCUCUGUCGCCCUCUGUAGGUACCUUUUUGAUUUACCAACAGCUCUGGCCCUUUUUUGUUGGCCAAACCGUGGCCUUGGUCUAGGCCAGCCAAAAGUUGCAAAGUCCUUCUUUUAGUCCCCGCCUGCAUUUUCCUUCUAAUAAAAUCCACAGUUACUUUUAAGCUUUAUGGUAAACUCAGCCAAUAACUAACUCCAACCUUUUAAGGUGUUUAAAUAGUCCUGUCAGAAAUAAAAAAGGGCUGAGAAGAGUGAGGUAUGAGAUGAGACUGGAUUGUGAUUUUCUGUUUUCCAUUUUUUGCCCACCCAGUUUCUGCCUUUGACCAGCUUGAGCAAAAAAAGGCAGAAAUAACACAGGUUAGCAACGCACCUUUUUCACAUUUGGUCAUGUCCAAAACAUUAUAGUCAAUGUUUACUUCACUAAAAAUGACAGUACAUUGCACUGAUGACUGUUCUGCAAAAAUGUCCAUCAUUUUCAAUGUUUUAUACACAUAUCAGUAUUAUGUUGAAUAAGCAUUUAACAAAAACCUGAUGAUUUUACAUGGAGGGAUAGAUACUGGAACUCUCCGCUGAAGUGAUUGCUGUGAUCUGCUUUCUAAGGAAGCAAAUUUAUAUUUUAGCUUUCACAUGGAGACUUCGUUUCAUUACUGAGGCCACAAGUUAAAACACUAUGCACUAGUGCAGUAGUGCCAUUGUGGUAGAAAGGACUGCAAAAUGAAGGAACUGCAUGAAAUAUACAUACGUCAAGAUUUGUUCCUUUGCUAAUCAUUGAGAAAAGAGGACAGGACUAACCCAGAAAUGCUUCACUGUAGUUUAAAUGAUGAAGCAAGAUGCAUUAAACAAUACAGUGCAAUGCAAUGGGCCAAUUUCACAUCUGUAAAUAAAAAAGCACAGAAAUGCAGAAGGCAGUUGAGGUUAUUUUAACUGAAAUUCAAGUGCUCCUAAAGUUAUAAAUGUUUAACCACUCUUUUUGAGAUAACCAUUUUCAAACAUUGUCACAGUAAUAGUCUCAUUGUACACAUUCUUUGGCCACCAAAAUUCAAACAUCUUGUAUUCAUGAACAAGAAAUUUUACAAACAUAUAGUACUGAGGUUGGCAGGAAUACAAAUUUCCAAGUAAAAGAUUUACACAAUGUGUGUAAAAAUUACACAGUACAGUGUAAUACACAUUAAAACAUAAAGUAAUGGUAAUUGCAUAGCGAUGGAUGGAAAAUAAAGACUGCCUGUUCAUGUUCAACUAGAAUGUACUGUUAUAUAAGCACAUGAAGAUUGUUGACUUUUGGUUAAAGUUAUUUGUAUUAAAGCUUAUCAGAAACCUGUACAGAGGUUAAACAUUAUCUUAGCUUUUUAGAUUUUAGGUUUCAGAUUUAAAUUCAAGUAUAUAACUUUUUGUAUUGAAGAUAUUAUUUAGCUAACCAGCUGUCCCUUCUCCGUCCAACAUUCUGACCUUAUGUGUGUACAGAGGUGGGUAGUGACUAGUUCUAUUUACUCAAUUCCAAGUAAAAUUUUGAUACAUUUGUAUUUUCCUAAGUGUUUUCAAAUGACAUACUUUUACAUCUAUUCAAGGUUAUCUGUAAAGAAAGGAAACGUUUAAUUCAGAUAUACUUUAGUCCUUCACAUUUAGUUCUUAAUUCCUUUUUGCGUUUAAUCUCAUGUAUGUUAUGUUGGUACAGCUUCUGUACUGCUUCAUGGUUGGUCACAUCACUUACUCUAGACGUUUUAUUUUCCAAAAAAAAGUUAAAUUCAAACUUAAACUUAAACUUAAAUUCAAAAGUGAUGAAUAGAGCCUAACAGUUUUUAUGUUAAUACAUGCUGAAUGUAGAUCUUCUGCAGUUUUAUAAGUUAUUCUUAAACACUUUUUUGAGCUGCUACUUUUCUACUCCUACUAGUUUUUUUUUUUUCAUUAUUUUUUGAAAAGGUAUUUUUACUUCUACUUGGGUCAUAUUCCAUUGAAGUAACAGUACUUGGACUUGAGUAUGAGUUUAGAACACUCUACCCACCUCUGUGUGUACAUACUUCUAUUCUUUUUGUGAUGUGAUGAAGCAUGCUUGGCAACAAUGACUAAAACUGUGACCAGUCUAUAUGUAUAUAAUAUGUAAAGAAUGGUUAAGUUUUAUUUUUAAACAUUAAAAAGAUUUUUUCUUUGGGAGACUAUGAUUAAAUAUACCAAUUAAAUCCA